Molecule: messenger RNA, 1584 nt
Organism: Neltuma alba
Lineage: Eukaryota; Viridiplantae; Streptophyta; Magnoliopsida; Fabales; Fabaceae
Product: enoyl-[acyl-carrier-protein] reductase, mitochondrial
Exons: 10
Coding region: 97-1224 (375 amino acids)
Biological process (GO): fatty acid metabolic process
Cellular component (GO): mitochondrion
Molecular function (GO): oxidoreductase activity
Source: RefSeq, a predicted model, not a curated record
AAAAUAUGUCUUGAUCUGCUGAUUAAGUUCUGAGCUGAGCGGGGUGGAGAAUUUGUCCGGAAGAAUCCUUAGAGAGAGAAGCACAGACUGAGAGUGAUGGCAUUGUGGCGAUCGCUGGGUGGGAAAGCUGGAAAAGGAUCAUCUUUGCUCUUCGGCUUAACACGGAAGUUAACUUAUGGUGCCCAAUCCCAAAGCGUGCGAGCAUUCUCAUCCGCCGUAUCGCCACCUUCCAAGGCUGUUGUCUACGAGCUUCACGGCUCGCCUGACUCCGUCACCAAGUUGAUAGGCCUUCCUCCCUUUGAAAUCAAAGAGAAUGAUGUGUGCGUCAAGAUGCUUGCUGCUCCUAUCAAUCCCUCCGAUAUCAAUAGGAUUGAAGGUGUGUAUCCUGUGAGACCGCCACUACCAGCUAUUGGUGGCUAUGAAGGCAUCGGAGAGGUGCAUUCAGUGGGCUCUGCAGUUACAGCUCUAUCUCCUGGUGAUUGGGUUAUUCCUUCUCCACCUUCUUUUGGGACAUGGCAAACAUACAUUGUCAAAGAUCAGAAUGUGUGGCAUAAAAUAAAUAAGGAUGUGCCCAUAGAAUAUGCUGCUACAAUUACUGUCAAUCCUUUGACUGCCCUGAGGAUGCUUGAAGAUUACACUACUUUGAAUCCAGGAGAUUCUAUUGUGCAAAAUGGGGCUACAAGCAUGGUUGGUAAGUGCGUCAUUCAGAUUGCACAAUCUCGGGGUGUUCACAACAUCAACAUAGUAAGGGACAGGGCAGGGAUUGAUGAAGUAAAGGAAAAACUUAAGAAAUUGGGAGCUGAUGAAGUUUAUACUGAGAGCCAGUUGGAAGUGAAGAACGUCAAGAGUCUCUUGGGUGAUAUGCCUGAACCUUCAUUGGGAUUCAACUGCGUUGGUGGGAAUUCAGCUUCCCUGGUUCUCAAAUUUUUGAGACAGGGAGGAACAAUGGUGACAUAUGGUGGAAUGUCUAAGAAGCCUAUCACAGUGUCAACUUCAUCCUUCAUAUUUAAGGAUCUUUCCCUGAGGGGUUUCUGGUUGCAGAAGUGGAUAACUGCAGAUAAAGCUGGAGAGAGCAGAAAAAUGAUAGACAGGCUUCUGGGUCUUGUGCGAGAUGGGAAGUUGAAAUAUGAGAUGGAACUGGUUCCCUUUGACCAUUUCAAGACAGCAUUGGAUAAGGCUCUCGGCAAACUCGGGAGCCAACCUAAACAAGUGAUCAUAUUCUAAACAUUUAAGUAGGAGCUAGGAGUUUGUUGAGACUUGGUAUAGGGUAAGCCUUUGGGAAAGGAAUUUAGUCUGUCAUCUGGCAAUCAUAGUACACUACACCACACAUUGAUCUUGUAGAUCUUGCUUGUAUAGAAUGCGAGUUGGGAGUAGUGGCGAACCUCUCAACAAACACUGCGGUGAAAAUUUCACAACUAACAUUGAUGAGCAUCGAUCUUAGUUUAAUUGAAAGGCUCACGAAACGAGCAUGUAGAUAUGCAAUACAUCUUCGGUGCAUCCCUAGUCUGUAUUGAUGUUACUAUGUCACUAUUAACGUGAAAACUUUGUAGCCGGUGGCAUUACUUUGAUGAUUACAAGUUUACA